Paramecium pentaurelia is the source of this 129-nucleotide messenger RNA. The record is from the annotation of a GenBank genome assembly. NCBI's taxonomy places the organism in Eukaryota, Ciliophora, Oligohymenophorea, Peniculida, Parameciidae.
AUGAUUAAAUUAUCCCAUUAAUACAAUUUUAACAAAGUAUACCAAAGACUAUAUACAAAAAUGCAAGUUCAUAUUAAUUCUUAAAGUUAAUCGAAUAAUUAACAAUAUGGAAGUAAAUUUUAAUCUUGA